This is a messenger RNA of Salmo salar (Atlantic salmon), 4251 nucleotides long. NCBI's taxonomy places the organism in Eukaryota, Metazoa, Chordata, Actinopteri, Salmoniformes, Salmonidae. The record is from RefSeq and is a predicted model, not a curated record.
GCCCAGUUACUACUCUCACUGAAUAAUGAUAAUAAUGGUCAAGAUGGCUACUUCAGAUGCCUCCUUGCGGUAGCUACCGAACAAUUUCAUGGAAACAACUAAAACUACUAUUCCUCGUGAUUUAAAGGCCCCGGAGCUAACCUGGGAAGUGCAGAAGAUACCACUGUGUGGUUUAAGGCAUUUUAUUACCUGACAUAGUUUACCAUCUAGCUAGCUAACGUUAGUUGUCGAACAUUCCACAUUUUAGAUAGCAAGCUACAGUAACGUUAGUUCAGUGAAGUCUCGUCCUCCCUUGUGUGUUCGUACCGAGGGGGUCUGUGACGGUCAGCAUCAAAUGGCCGAACCGAGAAAAGUACCGUUUGUCACAAUCUCUUCCUUUAACAGCAAUGCACCGCCUUCGGAUUCAAAGAAACGCCGCCGGGAAGAUGAGGCCGAAAUCAGUUUGGAGGAAGAUGGAGGGGGUGGAAGUGCAGCAACCAGGCCAGGAGGUGGUACUGGUGCUAGUCCAUUCGGUAUCGUGAAAGCCGGUGACGGGGAUUCAGCGGAAACAAAACGUGUAACAGUGCGCUUGAACCUCUCCUUGCCCGAACCCAGCGAACGGGGAUCUGCUGAAUUCAACUACAGUGAACUUGUUCAAUCUACUCAGGUGAAGAAGCCUCCUGCUCCAGGACGUCCUAAAGACCUGACGCCAGCCCUGGACCCCAACGACCCCAUUGCAGACAACGAUAAGGAGAGAAGAGAAGUAGAGGCGCUCGCCAAGAAAUUUGAGAGCAAAUAUUCACAGGCCAAUACAGGGAAAAAGAAGCGGAAGGACAGAGUGCAGGAUCUCAUCGACAUUGGUUUUGGCUACGAUGAGACUGACCCAUUCAUUGAUAACUCUGAGGCUCUACUUUCUUCCCCUCAGUAUGAUGAGCUGGUGCCAGCCUCCCUCAACACUAAGCUGGGAGGGUUCUACAUCAACACUGGCACCCUGCAGUUCAGAGCAGCUUCCGAGUCAGAGGGAGAGGACUUCAAGAAGUUGAAAGAUGGUGAGGAGCGUGUGAUAAAGAAGCGAAUGAAAAAGCAAGAUGGCAGUAACAUGGAUGAGAAAAAGCCCAGGAAGAUCAGGAUGCCAAAGCAAGGAGCGUCUGGCCUGAAUGUCCACCGGCCAGAGAAGAAGAAAAGGAAGAAGUUAAUGAAGGACUCUCUGAAUCUGGCCGCCAUGCUCCGCCGCUUCACACGGGAGAAGGAGGAGAACCGCAAGAAGAACCCCGGCCUGCCCCGUGGCCAGCACAAUGCCAACAGUGCCCUGCUCAACGCACACCCUAAACCCAACGACAUCAGCAUGGCCGACCUGGCCAACGACCCUGCCAUGAUGUCACUGCUGGGCUCAGCCAAUAACAACGACAUGCUGCAGGACAUGAUGGGCGACCUAGACUUUGGGCUGCUGGACUCUCCUCAGCCCUCCAGCCCUGCGCAGGGGGAGAACGGUGCUCUGGGUAGGGUCCAGGGCAGGGUCCAGGGGGCACAAGGAGGUCUCCUGCCCCCUCCUCCUCUGCCUAAUGGACUGCCUGCCCCUCUCAGUAAGCGCAUUGAGGACCUCCGAGUGGCUUCUCAUCAGUUUGAUCAAGAGGGCAGGAAAAAGUUCUUCACGCUGGACAUGAACAACAUCCUACUGGAUAUUGAGUUGCAGGUCCAGGAGCAGCCUGCAGCAGUGCGCUCUUCAGUCUACUCCCAUCUCGAGGCCUUUGUGCCCUGCAACAAGGAGGCUCUGCUCAAACGCCUAAAGAAACUCAGCCUCAAUAUCCAGGAUGACCGUCUGCGUGCCCCGCUACUGAAGCUGAAGCUGGCUGUGUGCAGCGUGAUGCCAGAGCAGAUCGCCAGAUACAACAUGGACUGCAUCGCCAAAGUGGCCAAGCAGCAUUCAGAAGGGGGGGAAAAGAACGGGUCAGAAGAGGAGGAUGAGGAGAAGCCUGGGAAGAGAGUGAUGGGACCUCGCAAGAAGUUUGUCUGGGAUGAGAAGCUCAGGAUGUUGCUGUGUAACCUGGUGAGGGUGAAGCUGGGCUGCUAUGAGCUGGAGGGCCAGAGCUCCCAGUCUCCAGAGGACUAUCUCAAGGCCUUCAUGGAGACUGAGGUGAAACCACUGUGGCCCAAGGGCUGGAUGCAGGGCAGGAUGCUAUUCAAAGAGAGCCUCGUGGUUCAUUGUCACCUCACUGGCAAUCCAGCCAAGAAAAAGAUGAUUCCUAGUCCCAAGUCUAAACCCAAGGAGGGUAGUUGGGUCCAGAGAUCCACCCCCUCAGUUGGUGCGACCCCCUCCCCUGCAGCCCCAGUGGCCUGCCGGCCCUCCCAGUCCCCCGCUGAGACCAUCUGUCUGCUGGACUCCCUGGAUGAAGAGCUGACCGCCCCCGCCCAGGACUCCAUCUCCCAGGCCCUGGCCCUCCUCAGCAAUGCAGCCAAGGGCCUGGUCCAAGGGGACAGUCCCCCCUCCCCUGAUAGGCCCAAGACUGCCCCGUCCUCCCUCCACGCCUCACCUCUCCUCCAGAAGCACAAGAAGAGCACCAUCAACACACCCAGCUCCAACACACCUCUCUACAUCUCUACCUCCUCCUCCCCCUCCUCUCUCUCUCGGCCUCCCACGGUCUCCCCUUCUCUGUCCUCAGCGAGGGUCGAGGGGUUGGGGUCGAUGAAGGGUGGAGGUGCCCUGGCUCAGGCUCACAGACAAUCAGUGCAGAGCACUCAGAGGCUUACUGGGACGGGACUGAGUAAAGCCAACGCUCCCGGCUCUCACUCCCAGCCUAAGCUGCGGCCGCCCCCCAAUCAGAAGGGCUUUGGCAGCAAUAAUACUAAAGCCAACAGCAGUGACACCCCCCUCUCCUCCCCUUCUUCCUCCUUCUCUCUCUCAGGAGCCCAAGCUCAGCAGCAGUCCAACUUCAUCACCCCCAUGCAGGCCACUCUCACCAAGUCCUCCCACAGCAGCACCUCGCCCAUCAUCAAACUCACCCCUCGCCUCCCCAACCCCUUAACGCACACCACCUCACCCUCCACCAAUCCCAGGCCUCAGGCAGCUUCCAGUAUGCACCAGUACUCCUCCAAAAGCCCAGCAGGGUUCCGCCCACCUUUCUCAGGUGCUCCGGGAGGGCCAGCCAAACUUGUCCAAGGCAGCUACACCCCUCCAGGAGGGCAAAAGACCCCCUCUCAGAUCAUCAGCAGCAGCGCCAACACCAGCCUUACCAACACCUCAUCCAUCAGCAAGCAUUCGGGAUCCAGUCCCUCCCCUACCACAGCCUCGGCCAAUCAGCGACAAAGGCCGGCAGGUGGAACCAUUCAGGGGGCUAAGCCUAUUAAAUCUGUCUCCACACAGUCUGUCUCUUCUCAGUUGCCACAGGUGUCCUCAGCCAGCAGCAGUCUUCUUGGCUCUGCUCCGUCUCUCCCACUGGGCUUUGGGAUGUUGGGGGGGCUGGUUCCUGUGUCCCUGCCCUUCCAGUUUCCUUCACUCUUAAACCUGCCCCCGUUAGGGGGCACAGCUGGCUCCAGCACCGGGGCCAGUGGCUCCUCAGCCAGCAACAGCUCAGCAUUCUCCCUGACCCAGAAUCUGUUAAAGAGUCUCCAGUCAGGGUCUCAGGUUGCUCUGCCUCCUCACUUACAGCUCGCUUUCUCAGAACUCUACUCUUCCUGUCCAGAUGUCAAUCAAACCCAAGGAGGGGAUGUGAAGAGGAAGUCUCUUUGACCACACCUGUUUGGAACACUGAGGACAUCCACUAUGAUAUGACAGCUAUCAGGACAAAUCAGGAACUAGGACGACUUUGAAUGAAUGACUAACAGAAACUGCCCAAACACAGGAUGGGGCUGAAAUGGGGAAUUGGACCCUCUCGAUAAUCUUCCGGCUGUUACUUAUUUUUUAAACAGCAAUUUGAUAAUUGUUUAAAUAUUGUAAAUUGUAAGGCUUAAUGACAAGUUUGUUUUUGUCAAUGUUUACAGAACAGACCUUUAUCACUGUGGUCAGGGAGGGAGAAUGAAUGAGAGGUCUACUUGUUGGUGUGUGUGUGAAUGCACUUCUUUAGCGUCAGUGUGCAACCCUCCCUCUCUGAUACCUGGGUUAGUGUGUCUAUUUGGUGCUUCUUUUUCAAUGUAUUAUCUAGACCUGUAAGAAUGAUACUAAAUGCGAACGUUGUUGAAUUUGUUUAGGGACCGGAGCUGUAUUUUUUUGCUGUACAUAACUCCACCAAACUCAAUAAAACAAGCCAUGAUCUAUGCAGGAUUAUAACAAAAUGG